Molecule: messenger RNA, 611 nt
Organism: Mobula hypostoma (lesser devil ray)
Lineage: Eukaryota; Metazoa; Chordata; Chondrichthyes; Myliobatiformes; Myliobatidae
Gene: faua
Product: FAU ubiquitin like and ribosomal protein S30 fusion a
Exons: 5
Coding region: 84-485 (133 amino acids)
Biological process (GO): translation
Cellular component (GO): ribosome; cytosolic small ribosomal subunit
Molecular function (GO): structural constituent of ribosome; protein binding
Source: RefSeq, a predicted model, not a curated record
AUUGCGCGUGCGCGGUCGGUCUUUCUCUCUCGGUCGAGGUGACGAGUGGCUGUGGUGGAGCUGCCCCGAGGUUCCGAACCACCAUGCAGCUAUUUGUACGAGCUCAAAACACCCACACACUUGAUGUGACUGGGGAAGAGACAGUUGGGGAACUUAAGGCCCAUAUUGAAUCAUUGGAAGGUGUCUCUUCUGUUGAUCAAGUUAUCUUGUUGGCUGGCUCUCCCUUGGAUGAUGAUGCUGUUAUUGGACAGUGUGGUAUCAGUGAGCACACUACUCUGGAAGUAGUUGCUCGAUUAUUGGGUGGUAAAGUUCAUGGGUCCCUUGCUCGUGCUGGUAAAGUGAAGGGUCAAACACCAAAAGUGGCAAAGCAAGAAAAAAGGAAAAAGAAGACUGGCCGUGCAAAGAGGCGGAUGCAGUACAAUCGCCGCUUUGUAAAUGUUGUGCCAUACUUUGGCAAGAGGAAGGGGCCAAACUCAAACUCCUAAAUUUGUCAUCUAAAAUGUUGCCUUCUGCAGAUAUGAUUGUAUGUAUUGGAGUUGAUAUGAAAAAUCAAUGAAAUGGUGACUUGCCUCAGGAUAUUCUAAUAGGAUUAAUAAAGAUUACCACCAUAA